GAGUGCGGCCACUUUAUUUUUCAAAAAUCUCGCAUCCCAGAAUUAAUAAAAAAUUCGACAGAAGAUCGACGAAAUAUCGGCGUCACGAAAAACGUUCCAGCGCCAGCCGUUGAACGUUGGCGCCAGUCCAGUUAUGGAGUGGUUCUAUACAACCACAUGAUGUGUGGUUUCUUGAAAAAGGAGUCAGAUUUGAAGUUACAUUCAACGGAUUUUGCCAACCAAUUAGAAAGGGCGGAUCAAUUCUUGUAAAAUUCAUUUCAAGUAUCGCAAAGAAAGAUGAUAUUUGUCCUAUAAGAGAUGUAAAUUGGCAAAAUGUGAAUAAAACAAUGCUAGGUGAUAUUGUUAAUUUGAUUUGUGAAAAAUUCAUCAUUCCAGAUGGUAAAAUCUAUGAUGAUGCAAUGCUUAAGCACGUGGGUAAGCAUCGUAGGCAGUGGAAGUUUGAGCUCAAAGCUAAAUAUUUCAAUCCCACAAUACGAACCAGAACACAAAUUGAAAAAGAUAGGCCAGGAGGAAUUGUUCGUGAGAAUUGGCUUCUGUUGGUCGAAUAUUGGUUAUCGAAUAAGAGCAAGAAUUAUUCUGAAAUCGGAAUAGAAGCACGUGCUUCUUUGGGAUAUCUACAUACUAAUGGUGCUACGAGCUUUGCUAAUUCAAGAGACGAAUUUGAGAUUGAGCAUGGAAGAGAGCCCGGUGCUUAUGAGUUUUUUGAUAAAACUCAUCAACCAAAGAAUGGAUGCUAUCCUAGCAACACAAAUACUGCAGAAUUCAUUGACAUGGCAAAAAAAGGAUUGAUUCAAGUGCUUCAAAUUCAUCAACUCCGAAGCCUCAAGAAGUUAUAGAGAACGAAGUCUUCAAUGAUUUGAUGUAUGAUAAGGAUAAAAAAAACCAAAGACCAUUCGGUUAUGGAUUUGGGGUAAAUCAUAAUGACGGUUUGGAGUUCAUGCAUUAUUGCGGAAAAAAGGGGCACUUCUUAUAAUAGUAGCAAUGACCAAAUUAUGAAAGCUGAUUUUGCAAGGUAUAAGAGGCAUACCACAUACCUCUUAAUGAGACUGACAACACAGAUGACUAACUUGUUGGAUGCAGUGCGAAGCGGUAAUGUCUCUAAUGAAAUGUUAGAUGCUACUUCGACAGCAUUACGCUCCAUACAUGCUCAGAAUAUGGAAGAAUCAAAUGGAGGUGAUGAUGAAGAUGAAGACGAGGAUGUAGAUGACUUGAAUCUUUCUACUUGAUUGGGCAUGGAAAAAUAGCACAUAUAUUUACCUCAUUGAAUAUGGGAAACAAUACAACAUACAUUAUGGAAUAGGAAUCUGUUUUCUUUUGGUUGACCAUUGUUACAAAUGGAGAUCGACAUUGAACUUAAUUUCUUGUUUAGAAUUUUAGCAUUAUCGGAAAUUAUGAUUAUGUUAUUUUGAUGAUGAACGAAUUUUAAGUUUAUGUAUGGAUUGUCGGAGAUUGUGGUUUUGUUAUUUAUAGAAUGAGAUAUGUAGUACUACUUUUCUUAUUGUUUAACUUUUACUUAUUUAUUA
Molecule: messenger RNA, 1523 nt
Organism: Chenopodium quinoa (quinoa)
Lineage: Eukaryota; Viridiplantae; Streptophyta; Magnoliopsida; Caryophyllales; Amaranthaceae
Exons: 6
Coding region: 327-836 (169 amino acids)
Source: RefSeq, a predicted model, not a curated record